Messenger RNA from Tetrahymena thermophila SB210, 570 nucleotides. RefSeq lists its product as hypothetical. NCBI's taxonomy places the organism in Eukaryota, Ciliophora, Oligohymenophorea, Hymenostomatida, Tetrahymenidae. The record is from RefSeq and is a predicted model, not a curated record. The transcript is spliced from 4 exons.
AUGAAAGAAAUUAGAAUUACAUUUUCUAAUCUUAAGUUAGUAGAUAAGAUAUAGCACUAUGUACCUGAUAUUGAAGGAGGUUACUUUUUAGAAAUAUAUUAUGGGUCUAAGAGAGUAACUUCUAAGCCUUUCAGAGUAUCAAAUUAAAAAAAAGAAGCACCAAUUACAAACAACUUAUUUAUCUUUAAUAUUUGUGGAAACAGUUUAGAUUUUAUUUUGAAAUCCUACCAAUCCUAUGAUUUUGUGGCAUCAGGACAAUUAAAAUUGGAUGAAGUAAAAGACUAAGAAGUAGUAACAAUAGAUCUUUUGGUCGAAAGAGUUGUUUUUACUCGCUUAAGCUUUGGCAUUAAUGUAAUUGAAAAUAUUAUUGAGAAAGAAGUUAUAGUAGAAAAGGAUGAAGACUGCUUUAAACCUCCAGAGCCAGAAAUAGAUUUAGAAGAAGUUAGAAGAAAAGAAGAAGAAGAGAGAUAGAAAUUAUUAGAAGAACAAGAAGCACUCAGAAGGGCAGAAUUAAAUAAAAACGCAAUUACAUAUACAAAUAUAUAAGUUAAAGAUGCUCCUUAUUAUUGA